ACCCUCUCCCCACCCAGUUGCCAUUUCCUCACCGGCUGCACUUUGGACGCCCUGGCACACUCUGGUGGAGCUGGUGGCCUCUCCUCGGGUGGUCACUGCAGGAGCCCCGGGGAUGGAGUGGCCAGCGAUGGCGGAGAAGCAGAACCCGGUGGACUACGGCGUCCAGAUCCGCUUCAUCAACGACCUGCAGGAGCCCCGCAAACCCCCCAAGGCGCGCACCAAACCCGGCUCCUACGGGGUGGCCGUGAGGGUGCAGGGCAUCGCUGGGCAGCCAUUCGUAGUCCUCAACAGCGGCGAGAAGGGUGGGGACUCCUUCGGGGUGCAGAUCAAGAGCGAGGGUUCCUACCAGACCCCCAUCGCCGGAUCCCGGCCCUCCGGCUCUGUCAGCUCUGACUCGGACCUGCCGGAGAACCCCUACGCGGGCCGGCAGCCGCGGCAUGGCUCGGCCCACAGCACCUCGGACGAGGAGGCCGGGGGUGCCUUGCCCGCAUCCCACCAUGAACCCAAAGUCCUGGUGGGCGAGGAGCUGCGGAGGACGCAGUCCUACGGGGACUUGCUCGGCGGCGCCGCAGACCUGCCCUUUGCCAGCGGCGCUCACCGGGUCGGCGGCGGCCGGCAGCAGCGGUCCCUGGCCGGCAGCAAGAGCAGCAGCAUGGUGAACAUCGCCUCGCAGCCAGGCCUGAGGACCACGGCCAAGGACCCCUCCUCGGACACUGAGACCAUGGUGGGUGCUGGCGGUGGCGGCAGCGAUGUGGACACCAAACCUCUGUCCUCGGUGGAUUCACUCAUCAGCAAGUUCGACGGCAGGGUCCAGCAGCGGGGGCGGGCGGCCAGGAGGGGCCGGAUCCCCUUGGAGGAGAGGAAACGCUCGCAGAGCCUGGACGGCCGCGUCUCCCACCACGACUUGCCCACUGCCCAGCACCAGCCUGGCACUGUUUGCCCCCAGCCCCUGGUGCCCACCAGUGUUGGCACAAAGCCCUCGCUGCCUACUGGCAGCCUGAGCCAGCCGAGCAGGACUGGAGGGAUGGUUGAGGUGGGGGCGAGGAGUCAGCAUGUGGAGGAGCCUGUGGCCAAGCAGCUCAAAUCCACCCCGGACCUGCUGCGGGACCAGCGGGAGGUCACGCAGCCCGGCAGCACGGAGCACCCCAAGGAGCUCAUCUACAGCAUCCUGAAGGAAGGGAGCAGUGAGAGUGAAAUCUCCCUGCGGAGGAAGGCUGCCAGGCUGCUGGAGAAGCUGCAGGAGCUGGCGGCACCUGCCAAGGACACGGCCUGUUCCCAGCCCCAGCACAGGGACCUGGCCCAGAAGGUGGAGGAGCUGCAGGAGAAGCUCGAUGAGGAGAAUAAGCUCCGCCAGAAGCUGGAGCUACCCAGGGAGUCGGUGAGGAAGCUGAGGGUGGCUGAAGAGGAGAGCCAGAGACUGCGGGGGGCCCUGGAGAAGAAAACCCAGGAGCUGCAGAGAAGCCUGCAGGAGCUGAGUGAGGUGAGAACAUCCAAGGAGAAGGUGGAGAUCAGGCUGAGUGACUGCGAGGAGCAGCUGCUGGCCACCCACCAGGAGCUCAACCGCCUGCGCCGUGGCUCCAGCACAGCCCUGGACAAUGAAGCUCUCUACAAGGAGCUUCUGGAGACCAGGGAGGAGCUGGAGGAGACCCUGAGCUCCAAACAGCGUCAGGAGGAGCAGCUGCGGCUGCGGGAGCGGGAGCUGACAGCGCUGAAGGGAGCCCUCAAGGAGGAGGUGGCCAACCAUGACAAGGAGCUGGACCGUGUCAGGCAGCAGUACCAGAGUGACGUGGAGCAGCUGCGGCGCAGCAUGGAGGACAUCUCACAGGAUCAGGCCAACCUGGAGUCAGAGAAGCAGAAGAUCAGCAGCGUGGUGAGGAACCUGCAGCGAGAGCUGGAGGAGAGCACGGAGGAGACCGGGCACUGGAGGGACAUGUUCCAGAAGAACAAGGAUGAGCUCCGCAGCACCAAGCAGGAGUUGCUGCAGGUGAAGCUGGAGCGGGAGGAGUUUGAGGAGGAGCUGCAGGAGCUGCGGGAACGUUUUGCAGCCGCCCGAGAGGAGGUGGAGCAGGCCCGGAACAGCACCGUGGACCCUGGCGAGCUGGAGGCCCUCAGGAAGGAGCUGCAGCAGGCACGGGAGGCACAGGGGGAGCUGGCAGCGCAGAAGCAGAGGCAGGAGGAGCUGCUGCAGCGGCGGGAGCAGGAGCUGGUGGCACUGAAGGGCUCCAUGGAGGAGGAGACCUCCAGCAGGCACGGGGAGCUGGAGCGGUACUGCAGGGACCUGGAGCAGCUCCAGAAGGAGCGUGAUGAGGCCACCAAGGCAAAGGCCUCCCUGGAGAGUGCGCAGGAGGCGGCAGAGCAGGCAAGGAGGACGCUGGAGGCCAGCCUGAGGGAGCUGCAAGAGCACAAUGAUGACCUGAGGAGGAAGGUCCUGGGCAUGGAGAGCCACCUGAAAGAGUAUGAGCGCCUGGGCGAGAACUGGGAGGGCUCCCAGGCACGGCUCAAGGAGAAGGUCACCAAACUGGAGACAGAGCGCAGGCAGAUGGAGGAGUCCCUGAGUGAAGCCUCAGAGCGGGAGCAGGAGCUGCUGAUGGCCAAGAGGUCCCUGGAGACUCGUCUGGAGGAUGCCCAGCGGGGCCUGGCACGGCUGACCCAGGCCCACCAGGAGCUGAGUGAAGCCUUCCACGAGGAGCAGCGGCAGAAGGAGCAGCUGAGGCGCACCAAGGGCGAGCUGGAGGAGCAGAAGCGGCUGCUGGACCGCACCACCGAGAAGCUGAGCAAAGAGUUGGAGCAGAUGACAGAGGAGUCCCACAGCUCGCUGGCGGAGCUGAAGGCACAGCUGGAGGAGUUCAAGGAGAAGUCCCGGAAGGAGAUAACAGACUCCCAGAAGCAAGCCAAGGACCGAGGGGCAGAGGUGGAGAAGAUGCAGUUCAGCAUGGUCCGGCUGCAGGACGAGGUGACAAGGCUGAAGCAGGCGCUGCAGGAGAGCCAGGAGGAGCAGGAGAGCAUGCGGCUGGACAAGGAGCUGCUGCUGCAGCGCCUGCAAAACCUGCAGCAGGAGAUGGACACCAAGAAGCGCUCCCAGGACGAUCGCUCACGGCACCUCAAGGCCAUGGAGGAGAAGUCCAAGCGCCUGGAGGUGGAACUGGAUGAGGAGAGGACCACAGUGGAGCUGCUGACAGAGAGGGUCAACAGGAGCAGAGAUCAGAUUGACCAGCUGCGGGCAGAGCUGCUGCAGGAACGCUCCAGCAGGCAGGACCUGGAGUGUGACAAAGCCUCCUUGGAGCGCCAGAAUAAGGAGUUGAAGAACCGCCUGGCCAGCUCUGAGGGGCUGCACAAACCCAGCAGCAACAUCCCCCAGCUGGAGGCACGGCUGGAGGAGCUGCAGGACAAGCUGCAGGCAGAGGAGAGGGAGAAGAGUGUCCUGCUGUCCUCCAACCGCAAGCUGGAGAGGAAGGUGAAAGAGUUGACCAUCCAGAUUGAUGAUGAGAGACAGCAUGUCAGUGACCAGAAGGACCAGCUGAGCCUGCGGGUGAAGGCCCUCAAGCGCCAAGUGGAUGAGGCAGAGGAGGAGAUUGAGCGGCUGGAAGGUGCCCGCAAGAAGGCACAGAGGGAGCUGGAGGAGCAGCACGAACUCAACGAGCAGCUGCAGAACCGCAUCAAGGCACUGGAGAAGGAGGCUUGGCGCAAAGCUACACGCUCGGCCACUGAUUCCUCGCUGCAGGAUGACCCCCUCAGCUCGGAUGAUGAAGAGUUCGACAGUGCCUACGGCCCUUCCUCCAUCACCUCGCUGCUCAACGAGGCCAACCUGCAGACCAGUUCCUGCUGACCCCUGCCCACCCCACCCUGGAGCCCAGCUGCAUUCCCGGAACCGGCCGAGAGGGGACCGGCGGCAGCCACCACAGCGGCUGAAGGCAAAAACUCUUCUCCCAGCACCGAGCUGCGGGAAACUGCUGCAGGAGCAGCGGGACGAGGACCUCCAGCUGGGCACCAUCUCAGCUCUUCUCCUCCUUACGGGUCUCAGGCUGCCUUGGCACCGUGGCUGUUUGCUGGGGGUAGCCACUGGCCGCAGCUAGUGCCCCUAUCGGUGACUGGGUCCCAACCC
This is a messenger RNA of Dryobates pubescens (Downy woodpecker), 4102 nucleotides long. RefSeq names its product cingulin (gene CGN). The transcript has 21 exons. Gene Ontology annotation, cellular component: myosin complex. The record is from RefSeq and is a predicted model, not a curated record. The coding region runs from base 113 to 3826 and encodes 1237 amino acids. NCBI's taxonomy places the organism in Eukaryota, Metazoa, Chordata, Aves, Piciformes, Picidae.